Anthonomus grandis grandis is the source of this 928-nucleotide messenger RNA. Its product is annotated as trypsin-1-like. Gene Ontology annotation, molecular function: serine-type endopeptidase activity. The record is from RefSeq and is a predicted model, not a curated record. The transcript has 5 exons. Lineage: Eukaryota; Metazoa; Arthropoda; Insecta; Coleoptera; Curculionidae. Gene Ontology annotation, biological process: proteolysis. The coding region runs from base 130 to 927 and encodes 265 amino acids.
GGAAGUAGACAUAUUUAUGAACAUGCAUAUUUUUCACUUGUAUAAUUUUUAUUGGAUUUUUUGUUAGUGAUAACUCUAUUCGAUUUAUUUAUAUUUUAAGAGGUGGCAGAUUUAUCUGUAUUUAUAAAAAUGAUAAAAAAUUACAAGUUUGUUAAACUAAAAGUGUGCAUUAUAUUUCUUUUGAUAGUUGUACACUUUCUAGGAGUAGAGUCUUCUUGCACAAAUGGUUUGGGCUAUAUGUAUCGGAUCAUAGGAGGAGAUUCCUCUAAAAUUGAUGCAUAUCCAUAUCAGCUCAGUGUAAGGUACAAGGACUGGCAUAUCUGUGGAGGAGUACUAAUCGGACAAAAUUACGCUUUAUCUGCUGCUCAUUGUUUUGAUGAGCAAGGCGACUAUAGCGUACGGGCUGGAAGCUCUUUUAAAGAUUCUGGUGGAAUCAUUAAUCACGUAACGACAGUUUUUGUUCAUCCCAAAAGAGGAGAAGCCCGGUUCUCUUACGAUAUUGCAAUUUUAAAAUUACGUAACUCUUUUACGUAUAGUUCGACAAUAUGUCCCAUUAAGCUACCCGAGCCCAAUACAGAGGCCUUAAAAAUAGGAAUUACCGGAACAAUAUCAGGCUUUGGUGAUACCCGAGAAAAUUCACAAUUAGGAUCAACAGUUCUUAGAGCAACAACAAUUCAAAUUAUAGAUUUUAACAAAUGCAGUAAUAACUAUAGAAGAUAUAACAUGAUAUUAGAUUCCCACGUGUUUUGUGGGGAAUCGCUCGGAAAGGACUCUUGUCAAGGUGACUCAGGUGGUCCAUUUGUCGUGGAUGGUGUGCUGUACGGCCUAGUAUCCUUCGGGUUGGGUUGCGGAAACUCGGUCUUUCCCGGGGUUUAUAUAAAUGUAGCUUAUUUUAGAGACUUUAUUAAACUAAAUUCCAAAAUAUAAA